This is a messenger RNA of Ostrinia furnacalis (Asian corn borer), 1152 nucleotides long. RefSeq names its product mitochondrial carrier homolog (gene Mtch). The transcript has a single exon. Bases 92 to 979 code for a protein of 295 amino acids. The record is from RefSeq and is a predicted model, not a curated record. Lineage: Eukaryota; Metazoa; Arthropoda; Insecta; Lepidoptera; Crambidae.
UGUCAUUUGAUAAAUAUUUUUGUCUUUGGACACCAUUGGUUUGUCAAUUUACUCAUUUUUUGAUUUCAGAAGGUCGUGAAAUUGUUAGAUUAUGGACGAAAUUGAAAAGGAGAAAAUAGCGGCUCUUCCGUCACAAUUACUUGUAACGACAAUAUGCCAUCCUAUGGAAUAUGCGAAGGUUCUCAUACAGCUCGGGUACGAGCCUAUGGCACCGCGCCGCUCAACAACUCUUUUCGGCCGUCCUGCCAUGAUAUUACCUAACGUUUUCCAAUAUAUCAAGUACAUCAAGACCCAAGAUGGAUUUUUCGGGUGCUACAGAGGCCUCUCCGCGCGAGUACUUGGACUGAUCGCGUCUAGUCAACUUUCUGCGAAAGCGAUCCACGCUUGUGGCAUUGACCUACCCGAAAUCACUGAUCCUCCCAAUAUUGUCAAUGAUGAAGAACCCAAAGUGGAGGAUUACAUCAAGCUCGGACGUCGAGACCUGAUAAUGCACGCUGCUUCAGUUAUCGUAUCGUACCCAUUCCAUGUGGUGUCAGUCAGAAUGAUGGCAUCUUUCAUCGGGAAAGAAGAGGAGUACAGCUCGUUAAUUGGUGCUAUUGUAUCGAUCUACAGAGAUGACGGCAUACGUGGAUUCUUCCAUGGGAUUAUUCCUAAAUUACUUGGAGAUUUGACAUGUGUAGCCGCGACCGCAGUCAUGGCAUACUAUGUAAACAAAUAUCUAGUGAAAACUAAGGACCUGAGAUACUACACAGUCCCUCUCCUGACAUUUGUGACCAGUACAAUAACCUAUCCAUUGGUUGUUGUAUCAACCUGUAUGGCUGUAGCUGGCUGCAGCUUGAAGGCUGGCAAUCCACCGCUGAUGCCGGUGUACCCGUCUUGGCAAACUUGCUGGAGAGACUUGUUGAGGAACAAACAACACAAGCGAGGCUCAUCCCUAAUCUUUAGGUACUACAUUGCUCCUAUUGCAGUCUUGCAAUAAUCACUUCAAUCCUAAAUAUUAAUUGCAUUUAUCUGUUUCUGUUUAUUUGCUAAGUGUUAUUCCACAACCACCAAAGUAGUUUCAACCUCUUGUAGAGAGUUUAUAUGUACAAUGGAAAGUGUAAAUAAUUUUAGUAUAAAUGGUGUACUAUGUGGUUAUUCGUUUUGCUAGAU